This is a messenger RNA of Saccostrea cuccullata (small rock oyster), 1363 nucleotides long. RefSeq names its product protein Flattop homolog. Lineage: Eukaryota; Metazoa; Mollusca; Bivalvia; Ostreida; Ostreidae. Gene Ontology annotation, cellular component: ciliary basal body. The coding region runs from base 119 to 847 and encodes 242 amino acids. Gene Ontology annotation, biological process: cilium organization. The transcript is spliced from 5 exons. The record is from RefSeq and is a predicted model, not a curated record.
CCUGACAGCUUUGUUAUGGUAGUGUGACUGGGAACAAGAGGAUUUUGUUCACUGACGAAGUAGCCCAGCGAGAGAGGCCAGCAUUUAAUCAGUCUGUGUUUAUCUGUAAUCUACCGUGAUGUCGUUACAUUUCAGUGCCAAUCAGUAUGAUCAGGCAUUUCACCCCAAGCGUUUACAGAACUGGGAGGUUCCUAAACAGUUUCGAGAAAGGCCAAGAGCAUUUGAUGGAUUUACACAAAUUGUAGCUAGCAACAGAGGUCAUCUCCUUCAAGGGGUUAAAAGGUCAAGGGAAUCUCCAUGGGGAAACUUUGUUGGUACAUGGGACAUGCCUCUACAUAUACCAGGCAAUAAAAUGAUGAAUAGCACUGCCAGAGCCUUUCAUUCACAAGUGAGGUUAGAGAGAUGCAAGACAGAUGGGGACAUAAUCCUCAGUGGAAAACUAAAGAGGCCACAUGUACCUGACCCACUGCCAGUAAAAGCUGACAUGGAUGCCGAUAAAGGGUUGGAGGGAGUUCCUCCCAAACCACUGGAUCCCAUCCCUCCCUCCUCUCCUCUAGCUCCAUUAGACCCAAUUACGGCCUCCAAUGUAGCAGUUAAUGGUUCUCAGAGGUCAGGGGCCAAAAACCCUGAGCCAAUCACACGAGCCAGCCCCAAAUUGGCCCCCAUCAGCCCCACUGGCAGACCUGCGACAGGAGCUAAGACUCCCCUCGACUGGCCAAGACCAGCUUCUAGGGUCAAAUCUGCAACCCCCAAAGGAUCUCCAGAACCCGAAUUACAACAACUGUCUGCAGCGAAGUCCCCCGUGAACUGGCCCUCCCCUAAAGAACCAGAAAAAGUAGCAGCUUAGGCUGAGAAAAUGUAAGAUAAAAGAAGACUUUGAUUUGAAGCCUAAAAAAGAUUUUUGAAAAAAAUUCAGUGCUUAUCUAUUGUCACGACAUUAAAAUAAGAAAGGGAAAAAAGCAUGGAAAAAAAAUCAAAUAACUCAGAAAUUUUCUGGAUUAUAAGGUUUUAUAGUCUUUCUAAGGCAUUUAUAUUCUUUAUGAUUUGUCUGCACAAAUGUUUGAUUCAAAGUAUUGCAUAGUACAUGUAGUAUGCAGUACUUUUACUUAACACUGUGUGAUCUAGGUGUAUGUGAGGCUAACUUUUAUAUAUAUAUAUACAGAAUUUUACAUUCUCCUUGGACUCUGUGCAGGAAGAGAGAGAGAUGUUGAAAGAUUUAUGUACCUUUGUUUUUACAAGGUGUUUUAUAUGAGUAUAUUGAUUUGUUUUAUGGGAACAUGGGGUUCUAUUUCUCAUUACUUUAGCCACAUUCUUAUCAUGCAGUUUAAUAUUUAAAUCUUAAAAUAACAAAGAUUAAUUCUUG